This is a messenger RNA of Colletes gigas, 781 nucleotides long. RefSeq lists its product as uncharacterized. The transcript has 2 exons. The record is from RefSeq and is a predicted model, not a curated record. NCBI's taxonomy places the organism in Eukaryota, Metazoa, Arthropoda, Insecta, Hymenoptera, Colletidae. Bases 173 to 781 code for a protein of 202 amino acids.
AAGUGAUAAACUUUGUACAAUAAUAAAAUUCUAGUUCUAAUCAAUACCUAUUUCUAGAUCAUAAAAGAAUAAUAAUCGAAGUUUGUAUAAAAACAUAUUUCGCACGAAACGCGAGAAUGAGCAACACCUGUACCAAAUACCGCUGGAAGAAAAUGAAGAAAUCGAUUCUUCGAUGUGGGAUACUGUUAAAAAUAUUCCCAAUACUGAUAGUUAUAAAGAAGAAACAGAAUCGGGCGAAGAAAUUUAUGAUUACGAAAAGUUUAGAAAGGAAUACGAAGAAGAAAUAUCGCAGCAUAUAAUCGUUGACAAAAUAUCAAAUUAUACUAACGAGAAUAAAUCGAAAGAAACAGAGAAAAGUGAAUAUCCCAAAGGAACGCUGCAAAAGUUACUUGAUUUCAAAAAUUGUACAAAAACAUCAAAAAAAUUUGGUAUCAAAGCUAUCGAUUGUUUAAUACACAACUAUGAAUCUGAAGAUCAAACUGUGAAAAAGUCUGUACAGAAAGCAUGGUUGAUCAUUAGAAUAUGGUUUCUAAUUUAUGUAUGUCUUGCGAUUCCUUGUUGGUGUCACAAAGGUUGGUGUUGCUGCUGUUUUCGUUGCGAGUUCUGUUUUCCCAGAAGAAGGAUUUUAUUUGCAAAACAAUAUUAUGCAAUUAAUCCUCCUGGAACAUUAGCUAAAGAAGUUGAAAAGAACGAAGAGACGCAACAGUUUAUUACAUACGAACCUACUGAAUUUGAAGAGAAUGCAUUCGAACAAUUUGAAGCCAGAAUAAGAAAUAUAUAA